Messenger RNA from Anneissia japonica, 861 nucleotides. RefSeq lists its product as uncharacterized. The transcript has a single exon. Bases 1 to 861 code for a protein of 286 amino acids. The record is from RefSeq and is a predicted model, not a curated record. Lineage: Eukaryota; Metazoa; Echinodermata; Crinoidea; Comatulida; Comatulidae.
AUGUCGGAUGAACUUAACCUGGUUACUAAUACUAUUCACAAUAUGAUCAAGGAUAAUGAUCUACCGUCUAGCGCUAAGGUUCUCGUCAACAAGGCUCCUACUUGCUCCAAAUUCUACAUGUUGCCCAAGAUUCACAAGAAGAAUUCAACUGGUCGCCCUAUUGUUUCUACCUGCAAUUGCCCUACUGUUGUUAUCAGUCAAUUUCUGGGCUCUAUAUUCACGCCGAUUGUUCAAACUUUGCCUACGUAUAUCAAGGACAGCAGUGAAGCCAUCCGUAUUUUCAACCAAUUUUAUUUCACUGGUGAUCACAAGUAUGUAUUUACUAUGGACGUUCGCUCUUUAUACACAUCUAUACCUAUUGACGACGGUUUAAAUGCUCUUAAACAUUUCUUAGAGAAAGAUAAUCCAUCUAACUGUUCUACAUCUUGCCUCAUCCGACUUGCCGAGUUAGUUCUUAGGACUGCAUCUUUUUCAUUUAAUGGCAACUAUUACCGACAAAUCUCUGGCGUUAGUAUGGGAACUCGCAUGGGGCCUAGUUUUGCUUGCUUGUUCAUGGGCUAUUUAGAAGAACAGAUAUUUGCUCGAUACUCUGGAGCUACACCUCAUCUUUUUAAAAGGUAUAUCGACGAUGUUGUUGGCACUACCUCGUGCUCACUUGAUGAACUGAAUGAUUUUAUUGAUUAUGUUUCGAACUUUCAUCCAGCCAUCAAGUUUACCUAUGCAAUCUCGUCCACACAUGUUACUUUUCUCGACAUUGAACUCUCUAUUUCUGAUAUUCGCCUCUCGACCAGUGUGUUCUACAAAUCUACCGAUGCACAUACGUUCCUGAAUUAUAAAUCCUCUCAACCACCAUCGUGUUAG